Vanderwaltozyma polyspora DSM 70294 is the source of this 1479-nucleotide messenger RNA. RefSeq names its product putative cytochrome P450 (gene DIT2). Gene Ontology annotation, molecular function: heme binding; iron ion binding; oxidoreductase activity, acting on paired donors, with incorporation or reduction of molecular oxygen. Lineage: Eukaryota; Fungi; Ascomycota; Saccharomycetes; Saccharomycetales; Saccharomycetaceae. The record is from RefSeq and is a predicted model, not a curated record. The transcript has a single exon. The coding region runs from base 1 to 1479 and encodes 492 amino acids.
AUGGAAUUUUUUAUUAAAUUUAUUAUAUUUUGUUUUGUUAUUUUUGGUGUUUUCAUUUUCAAAGUAGUAUCACCACCAUUAAACUUCCCAAGAAAUAUUCCAACAAUACCAUUCUAUGUUUCCUUUUUACCGAUAUUUUAUUCAAUUGAUCAGACAGAGUUGUUUGAGUUAUACUUGAGAAAACCUUUAGAAAGAUAUGGUGCUGUUAAAUAUUUUUUUGGUUCUCGAUGGAAUAUAUUAGUUUCAAAAAGACUUUUUGUUAAACAAAUGUUUAAAAAUGAAGAUGUAUUUGCCAAGAGUGGUAAUCAAAAAAAGAUUCCUUACAGUUUAUUGGCUCUAUACACAGGAGAUAAUGUCAUUAGUGCACAUGGUGAAAUAUGGAAGACAUACCGUAGCGUUGUAACAAAUGGUUUACAACAUUUUGAUUAUGAACCUCUUUAUAAGAAUUCCAAAUUAUUUUGCGACUUGAUUGAAAAAAGUUUGGAGACUGAAGAGAAUUCAGAGUCAACUGUUACUGUGGGUCCUUUAAUCCAAAGACUAGCCCUUGCAAAUAUAUCUCAAGUUGUUUUAGGUUUCGAUUUUGGUACAUUAACUGAAGAAAAAUGUGCUUUACAAGACCAUUUAAUUAGAAUUAAAAAACAAAUCUUCCAUCCAUUUUUUUUAACCUUCCCAUUCUUUGAUAUGCUUCCUUUGCCUCAAAGGAGGAAAGGUUUUAAAGAUGUCUCUGCCUUUAGAAAUGAAUUAGUGUCCAAGGUUAGAAAUGAUUUGAUUAACAACUAUAAAUUUGAACAAACAACUUUCACAUCCAGUGACCUAAUUCGUGCUUAUAAUAAUAAAUUAAUAAAUUAUCAACAAUUAACUGAUAAUAUUGUGGUAUUGUUGGUAGCUGGUCAUGAAAACCCUCAGUUGGCAAUUACGACAAUUCUAUACUUGCUUGGAAAAUAUCAUGACAGUUGGCAAAUUGCCAUAAGAAAUGAAAUUGGUAAAUUAAGCAAACAUGAUGAUUUAUUGCAAUUGCCAAUUUUAAAUUCCUUCAUUUUUGAAGCUUUAAGGGUCUACCCACCUUUGAGUAUAAUUAUAAAUAGAUGCACAACCAAAACUUGUCGCUUAGGAAACGAUAUCGUUAUACCAAAGGGAGCUUAUGUAGGCUAUCAUAAUUAUUCUACAACACAUAAUUUUGAGUCCUGGGGAGAUGAUUCUGAUGAAUUUAAUCCUAAUAGAUGGGGAAAAACCAUUGAAGCAAUUUUCCAUAAUUGGAAAGUUGCUAAGAUGGAAUGCACUUUACCAACAUUCCAUGGUGGAAAAAGAGCCUGCUUAGGUGAAAAAUUGGCUUUGGCAGAAUUAAGACUCUGUAUUGCUGAGAUAUUAAAAAGGUUUGAAUGGAAAUUAAGUAAGAGUUGGAACAACAAAAUGACUCCCGCUGGCCCACUUUGCCCACUUAAUUUGAAAUUGGAUUUUAAAAAGAUUGAAUCAGAAUAA